CAUUUACUCCACAGUCGGCAUAACACCUAUAUUUUACUUGGUCACAAUUUAUUAUUCAACAGAUAGUACUGGUUUGACCAUACGAUCUAGAAAUCCGGUUGUUGGUAUUGUAGACCUAAUCAAUUUCCUAGUUGAUUGACCAUUAAGGCUCCACAAUCAUGUCUCGUGUUCUGGUUGGUGUUAAGAGAGUAAUUGACUAUGCCGUAAAGAUCCGAGUCAAACCGGACAAGACCGGAGUGGUGACUGAGGGUGUCAAGCACUCUAUGAACCCCUUCGACGAAAUUGCCGUCGAGGAAGCGGUCAAGAUGAAGGAAAAGAAAAUCGCCUCGGAAGUGGUGGCAGUCUCGGUUGGUCCUACCCAAUCUCAGGAGGUUCUGCGAACAGCACUUGCCAUGGGAGCAGAUCGCGGUAUUCAUAUCGAGGUGUCCGGAAAGGAUUACGAUCUGCUUCAACCGAUCCAUGUGUCGAAAAUUCUGGCCAAGCUGGCUCAGGACGAAAAAGCGGACUUGGUAAUCCUUGGAAAGCAGGCCAUUGAUGAUGAUUGUAAUCAGACCGCUCAGAUGACCGCUGCUUUGCUCGAUUGGCCGCAGGCCACAUUUGCUUCCAAGGUGGAGAAAACGGCCGACGGUUUGACGGUGGUGCGGGAGGUCGACGGCGGUCUGGAAACGAUCAAGACCAAAGUUCCGGCUGUGAUUAGUGCUGAUUUGCGUCUUAACACUCCCCGCUAUGCUACGCUACCGAAUAUCAUGAAGGCAAAGAAGAAACCAAUUAAGAAGCUAACCCCGAAGGAUCUUGGCGUGGAUACAGCACCACGUAUCGAGGUUGUCUCAGUUGAGGAUCCACCGGUUCGUCAGGCCGGUUCCAUUCUGCCCGACGUGGACACCUUGCUGAGCAAGCUGCGCGAUGGCGGCCACAUUAAGUAACUGGAGAAGAGUUAAAGUACUAGAUUUGUGUAUCAUUUAGGCGAUUUGUAACAAAGUGCAUUUUCCUCAUUUUCUAUGUGAUUACGAAACAGGAGGCAGACGGUGUUUUGUUGAAACAUGUCUGCGGCAAAAGUGGAAAUACACUCUCAUUAAUAAAAAUCAAGUGCUUCCCUAUGA
Molecule: messenger RNA, 1100 nt
Organism: Topomyia yanbarensis
Lineage: Eukaryota; Metazoa; Arthropoda; Insecta; Diptera; Culicidae
Gene: Etfb
Product: electron transfer flavoprotein subunit beta
Exons: 2
Coding region: 159-923 (254 amino acids)
Cellular component (GO): cytosol
Molecular function (GO): electron transfer activity
Source: RefSeq, a predicted model, not a curated record